UUCUAAAUCUCUCAAAUGAAGUUUUACGUGAAGUAUCUUCAGAAACCACAGCAAAAGGCACGUGGGAAAAACUAAAAGCCUCGUAUAUGAAGAGGACAGUGAAAAAUCGACUUUACCUGAAGCAAAAGCUUUACACAUUUCGUAUGGUAGAAGGUACCUCUAUACUCUCACAUCUUGAUGAUUUUGAUUCUAUUCUUAUGGAUUUGAGUAAUAUAGACGCUGAAGUUAAUGAUGAAGACCAAGCCGUCUUAUUACUUAUUUCCUUACCCCAAUCAUUUAAGCAUAUUAAAGAUACUAUGCUUUAUGGAAAGGAUAAUAUCUCUUACAAAGAAAUCAAAUCUAUCUUAAAAACAAAGGAACAAAUAGAUAGAGAUAUUACAGGGGGAAAGUAGCGCAGCCCAUGGGGAAGGAUUAUUUGUAAGAGGUAGAUCUAAUAAGAAAGAAUCAAACAGUGAGAGGUCUCAAUCAAGGUCAAAGUCUAAACCUAGAAACAUUGUGUGCAAAUACUGUCAUAAAAAAGGUCAUCUCAUUUCUAAAUGCUAUAAGUUGAAAAACAAAGAAAAGCGUAAGGAAAAUAAAAAUGAGCACCAAAAUGCUGACUCCGCCGAAGCAAGUGUAUCUGCUGAUGAGUCUGAAGGAACAAUAUUCUUAGCAACUAAUAAUAGUUUUAAAUCUAACGAUGAGUGAAUUUUGGAUUCGGGUUGUUCUUAUCAUAUGUGUCCCAAUAGGUAUUUGUUUAACACAUUCGAAUCUGUUGGAGGUGGAGUUGUCUUGAUGGGCAACAAUACUCCCUGCAAGGUUUUUGGUAAAGGUACAGUUCGAAUUAGAAUGCAUGAUGGUGUGGUGAGAACUCUCACGGAUGUUAUAUAUGUUCCCGACUUGAAGAAAAAUCUCAUUUCAUUGGGCACUCUAGAAUCUCUUGGGUGUAAAUACACAGGUGAAGGUGGAGUUUUGAAAGUAUCUUCAGGAGCUCAUGUGAUCAUGAAAGCACACAGAUCAGGUACAUUGUACACUUUAUUGGGAUCCAAUGUUACAGGUGCUGCUGCAGUUUCCACUUCAAAUCAACUUGAUCCCAACAUCACCAAAUUGUGGCAUAUGCGAUUGGGGCAUAUGAGUGAAAAAGGUCUUUCCAUCCUCAGCAAAAGAGGUCUACUGUGUAGACAAAGUAUUGAAAAAAUGGAGUUCUGCGAACACCGUGUGUUUGGAAAGCUGAAAAGAGUCAGCUUCAAAUCUCCAGUAGUUCAUCAAACAAAAAGUACUUUGGACUACAUUCAUUCAGAUCUUUGGGGUCCUUCCCGUACCCAAUCAAAAGGUGGUGCCAGGUAUAUGUUAACUUUCAUUGGUGAUUAUUCAAGGAAGGUUUGGGUUUAUUUUCUGAAAAACAAAAGUGAUGUUUUCUUAACUUUCAAACAAUGGAAAGUUUUGAUUGAAAAGCAAACAGAAAAACAGGCCAAGCGGCUUAGAACAGAUAAUGGUUUGGAAUUUUGUAAUGACGAGUUCAAUGAAUUUUGCAAAAAUGAAGGAAUUGCUCGACAUCGCAUUAUGAGGAUGACACCUCAACAAAAUGGUGUUGCAGAAAGGAUGAACAGGACUCUUUUGGAAAGAGCCCGUUGUAUGAUUUCAAAUGCUGGAUUGACAAAUAUUUUUUGGGCUGAGGCUAUCUCUACAGCUUGUUAUGUUAUCAACCGUGCUCCUUCUUCACCUUUGAACUUCAAGACUCCGGAGAAAAUAUGGUCAGGAUAGAGGCAUUUGGAGAACCAAAGGAAGUUGGUGAAGCCAUAGUGCAGACUAUUACAGGAUCAGGCAAACGUCCUAAUGUGAAAGGGACAUUGAUUCAAGC
Messenger RNA from Capsicum annuum, 1840 nucleotides. RefSeq names its product psbP domain-containing protein 7, chloroplastic. The transcript is spliced from 2 exons. Gene Ontology annotation, molecular function: nucleic acid binding; calcium ion binding. NCBI's taxonomy places the organism in Eukaryota, Viridiplantae, Streptophyta, Magnoliopsida, Solanales, Solanaceae. Gene Ontology annotation, biological process: DNA integration; photosynthesis. Bases 715 to 1743 code for a protein of 342 amino acids. Gene Ontology annotation, cellular component: extrinsic component of membrane; photosystem II oxygen evolving complex; photosystem II. The record is from RefSeq and is a predicted model, not a curated record.